CGCCAGCAUCGAGCUCCAGGAAUUAUCCAUUCUUUUAGCAGCUGGUUCAAGACUAUCGUUAUCCAUGUCUUCCACGAACGAUUCGAGCAUACCUAGGCGUGUGGCCAUCAUCGGCGCGGGUGUUUUCGGUCUCUCACUAGCCUUAACUCUACGAAGAAAAGGUCAUUGCGUGGCGGUUUUUGACCAGAACGCCUACCAUGAGACAGGGUACCGCCCAUCAGAGUACUCAUCCGAGCUCGCAGCUUCAGUGGACCACAACAAAAUUUUCCGCGCAUCGUACGGGAAGCGAGCCGACUAUCAGCGACUCGCACUCGAAAGCAGGAAGCAAUGGCUUUCCCUCAACAGCAGUCAAGACAUAGGCCACGAUCUAUUUGUGCCUUGUUGCAUGCUUCGCGUGCAGCCGAGCUCAUCCCUUGGCGCGCUUGAAAUGGAGACCCUGGCAAGCAUGGAGCGGGACGGAGUGAGAGAUACUCAAUUUGUCAAAGGUGAUCCCAAGGAUUGUCGACGCGCCGCUGACCGGGGACUGCAGCACAAGCUGCUCGAUUAUUUCAUACCUGACGACCCGGAGCACCUCCCUUUUGAGGCGGUAUUGGAUUCUCUGGCAGGCUUCACGAGAUGUGCUGACGGAUGCAACUAUUUCCGAAGGGUGGCUGAGCGUGAGGGUGUGGUCUUUUCACUAGGCCCUGAGCAGGGACGCUUUGCAUCCUUGAUCGAAGAAACCCUCAACAGUGGCAAGAAGAGAGCAAUUGGCUUCAUGACAGCUGAUCAACGAUCGCACUACGUCGAUACGGUUGUAGUUGCUGCUGGGUCCUUUUCGACGCAGAUACUACCUACGUUGUCCUAUCACAUGGAAUCAUCAGCCGGUACAAUCGUCUUCUUCAAAAUUGACCCACAGGACAAGGCCUUGUGGGAGAAGUACUCGCCCGAGAAUUUCCCAGUCAUUACAUGGAAGAGCGCCCCGAGAGGUAAAGACGGCAAAGACAUAGGUAGUGUCUAUGUCUUGCCCAGAACUCCAGAAGGUUUUGUUAAGAUCGGGUAUCGGGGAAUCAAAUUCACCAAUUUCCAACCGGCCCCUGAUGGCGCACGUUUCACUCAGGAUGGGAAAUGGUCCAUCCCGCUCCCGUCUGAGCAGUGCCACAACAUUCCAUCAGGAGCAGCAGAGGCCAUUCGAAACUUUGUAUCUAUCUUUAUGCCCGAUUUCAAUAAUGAACCGUUCUUUUCCACAAAGCUCUGUUGGUACACAGAUACCUUGGAUAAUUCAUUUCUAGUGGACUAUGUUCCCAUGUAUGAGGACGAUUCAGUCUUCGUCUGCACCGGUGGUAGCGGGCAUGGAGCCAAGUUCAUGCCAGUUCUUGGGGAGCACGCAGCUGAUAUAUUUGAAAACAAGGAAGAAAGUAGCACGCCCAUGCGUCAGCACUGGCGCUGGCGGGAGGAUGCGCCGCGGAAGAACGGGCUUGAAGACGGGCCUGGUAGCCUACGAGAUCUUAAUCCAUGCAGGCUUGAGCGCCCCCUUUGA
Molecule: messenger RNA, 1516 nt
Organism: Aaosphaeria arxii CBS 175.79
Lineage: Eukaryota; Fungi; Ascomycota; Dothideomycetes; Pleosporales
Product: FAD dependent oxidoreductase
Exons: 9
Coding region: 65-1516 (483 amino acids)
Molecular function (GO): flavin adenine dinucleotide binding; sarcosine oxidase activity
Source: RefSeq, a predicted model, not a curated record